This is a messenger RNA of Penicillium soppii, 768 nucleotides long. Its product is annotated as N-terminal L-serine N(alpha)-acetyltransferase NAT4. The transcript is spliced from 2 exons. Gene Ontology annotation, molecular function: histone H4 acetyltransferase activity; histone H2A acetyltransferase activity; protein N-terminal-serine acetyltransferase activity. The record is from RefSeq and is a predicted model, not a curated record. NCBI's taxonomy places the organism in Eukaryota, Fungi, Ascomycota, Eurotiomycetes, Eurotiales, Aspergillaceae. The coding region runs from base 1 to 768 and encodes 255 amino acids. Gene Ontology annotation, cellular component: nucleus.
AUGUCAUCAUUCGUGAAGGACAAUCGAGUCACCAAAUCAAAGGCCAAAAGAACCAAACCGUCCACCCGACGCGUCUCCAGCAAAGCACUCCCACUCAUCGAGCAAACCAACGCAUUGUCAGUACGCGACUUCAUCGCGCAAUACGUACCAGCACUCUCAGAAAAUGCGUCUUCGGAGAAAGACAGUCCAGACCAGCAAACCCCACCAACGCCAGUCGUGGACAUCUACUCCGCAGCAACGAUCUCCACCACAGACCUAGAGGCAUGUCUAGAUCUCAUCGAGCAAACAUCUAGCGAAGCAUACACAGCCUCCAGCGAAGGCUGGUCACGUGUAAAAAAGCGUAAAGAGAUGAAACUCCCAGACAUGAAGUACCUGAUUGUGCGCAGCGGCAGCGGCAGCGCGAGCGAAAACAUCCCGACCGGAACCGAUGAGCCGGGAUCUUCGGCUCGGGACGUUCUUGGGUUCUCGUCUUUCAUGGUUACUUACGAGGAUGGGAAGGAGGUUAUGUAUUGCUAUGAGAUUCACCUGUCGCCGAUGGCCCGGGGGCGGGGCGUCGGGAAGUGGCUUAUGGGGCGGAUGGAGGGGAUUGGUCGGGCUGUCGGAUUGGAGAAGGCUAUGUUGACAGUUUUUAAGUCGAAUGCCGUUGCGAGGGGCUUUUAUGAGAGGCUUGGCUAUGGUGUUGAUGAGUACUCGCCUCGCCCGCGGAAGUUGCGGAAUGGGACCAUUAAGGAGGUUGAUUAUAUGAUAUUGUCUAAGAGGUUGAAAUGA